Messenger RNA from Calliphora vicina (urban bluebottle blowfly), 2621 nucleotides. It is a transcript of the gene Su(var)2-10, whose product is annotated as E3 SUMO-protein ligase Su(var)2-10. The transcript has 9 exons. The record is from RefSeq and is a predicted model, not a curated record. NCBI's taxonomy places the organism in Eukaryota, Metazoa, Arthropoda, Insecta, Diptera, Calliphoridae. Bases 213 to 2360 code for a protein of 715 amino acids. Gene Ontology annotation, cellular component: chromatin. Gene Ontology annotation, biological process: protein sumoylation; regulation of transcription by RNA polymerase II. Gene Ontology annotation, molecular function: transcription coregulator activity; zinc ion binding; SUMO ligase activity.
AAAUUGUAUUAUUAUUAGAAAAGUACGAUAUAUAAAUAUAAAUGUUAAUUACGGACACAAUCAUAAUCUAUACAAGUUAAUGAAAAUAAGCAAUUUUGCAAAAGAAACUAAUUGUGCUUUAUGAAUCUGACUGUUUUUUGGUGAAACAAAUUCUUGUGUGGUUGUGCGUGUGUGUUUUGUAAGAAAAUCUGUGAAUCGUUUAAACAUUUGUAAUGCGUAAGACGCGAUCCCAAACCAAUGCAGAAAAUGCGUUGCUGUCUGGCAGUGCCAAUAGCAGUUCGCGUUCUGCAGUUGUAUCCUCAUCAACAACUGCCACAAGCCACCAGCAGCAACAACCUCAACAGCAUCAGAUGAAUUCCGGCAACCCACAAAAGAGAAGUACUCAAACAGCUUCCCUCAAUUUUAAUGAACCGGCCAGGAUUAAGGAAUGUGAAGAUAUGUUAAGCCUUCUUCGUGUGGUUGAACUGCAAAAGAUACUUUCGUAUUUAAACAUUUCCUUUGCCGGGCGCAAAAUUGACUACCAGAGAAGAAUUUUAGCAUUGCUACGCACUAAUUUCGAAUUAAUUGCACCAAAGGUACGGGAAAUUUACUCGCAAUCCAUUGCUGAUCAACAAAAUAAUCAAUACGGUCCACCGGAGCCAAAAAGAAUGUAUUCACAAAUGCAAAUGCAACCGAAUGCCGGUGGUAUGGUAGGUGCCAAUACUGCGGCUCAAAUGGGAACAGCACAACAAAUCUUAAAUCCAGCAAAUCAGGCUGGUAUGCAAGCAGGUGUACCGCCUGGCAAUAAUGUAGUACCAUUUCUACAUGCUAUACCCACACAAAUGCCGAUUCAUCCAGAUGUACGUUUGAAAAAAUUAGCUUUUUAUGAUGUGCUGGGCACUUUGAUCAAACCUUCGUCGCUGGUGCCUCGUAAUGCUCAGCGCAUACAGGAAGUACCAUUUUAUUUUACACUAACACCACAACAAGCCACAGAAAUAGCAUCGAAUCGUGACAUUCGCAACAGUUCAAAAAUAGAACACGCUAUACAAGUGCAGUUAAGAUUCUGUCUAUUAGAGACUUCAUGCGACCAAGAGGAUUGCUUUCCGCCAAGUGUCAGUGUUAAAGUAAAUAACAAAUUAUGCCAACUUCCCAAUGUCAUUCCAACAAAUCGUCCCAAUGUGGAACCAAAACGACCGCCUCGACCAGUAAAUGUUACAUCAAAUGUAAAACUAUCGCCAACAGUAACUAAUACAAUAACUGUCCAGUGGUGUCCCGACUACACACGAGGCUACUGUAUUGCGGUGUAUUUAGUUAAGAAAUUAACAUCUGCUCAGUUAUUGCAAAGAAUGAAACAGAAGGGCGUUAAACCAGCCGAUUAUACUAGAGCUCUUAUCAAAGAAAAGUUAACUGAAGAUGCUGAUUGUGAAAUUGCUACGACAAUGUUGAAGGUAUCGUUAAAUUGUCCCUUGGGUAAAAUGAAAAUGUCCAUACCAUGUCGUGCUUCAACAUGCUCACAUUUGCAAUGUUUCGAUGCUAGCCUUUUCCUGCAAAUGAAUGAACGCAAACCCACUUGGAAUUGUCCAGUUUGUGAUAAAGCGGCCGUUUAUGAUAAUCUGGUUAUUGAUGGCUACUUCCAAGAAGUAUUGGCCUCAAAUUUACUUAAACCAGAUGAUACUGAAAUACAAUUGCACAAAGAUGGCUCAUGGAGCACUCAUAGCUUAAGGAAUGAAGGUCAAAUUUUAGAUACACCAACUAAGCCAGUUGAAAAGGUGGAAGUUAUUUCAGAUGAUAUUGAACUCAUUACCACAGAAGAUGUAAAACCAGUCAAGGCUGUAGCUUCCGCAUCGCUUAAUUCAAAUGAACAACCUUCAUCAACAACAAAUAGUGAAACUGUGGACUUAACACUCAGUGACUCAGAUGAUGAUUUACCUUUGGCAAAGCGUCGUCCUAUUGCUAAACCAAAUACUAAUCAAGGAGCACCAUCUUCAACUAUGAAUGGCAAUGGCGGAGGUGGUAAUCAAAGAGGCAUGUAUAUGCAACAAAAGAAUGUUAUAAAAUCCACCACGAAUAAAACUAAAGAACUUUCGUCCCUUCCAUUAAUAGCAAAUUGUGCUAAUAAAUCGAAUAAUAAUAAUGAUUUUUUUCGCCAUUAUAACAAGUUAAUGAAUCGUAUAGAUAUUAUUAUAAAUUCUGUUGAAGAUAGCAACAAUAACAACAGCAACAGUAGUAAUAACAAUAAUCAGUUACAAAAAAAUGGUAUUACGAUCACACGGACAAAUGACAAAACUAAUAAUGUUCGAAUUUCAAAAUCACCAACCAUUCAGAAAGCACAAGAUAAUGAUGAUAUAACCAUAAGUCGUGUGGCUAAAAGGAAAAAAUAAUUAUGUACACUAGAACAAAUCUACAUUUGCUAUUUGUUAAAAUUAUUAUUUUAUUGUUUUCAUUUCCCCUCAUUUUUCUAUUUUGUUAAUUUUCUAGACAUUUUUGUUUUAUACACUACUACUAUUUUUUUUUGUUUUAAAAGUUUUGUAAAGUAUUUACUAUAACGUAACGUUUUUAUAAAUUUUGUUAGUUUGUUAAGGAAAAAUCAUAACUUAUUGUAAAAGAAACACCAUAAUAAACUACUUUUUUAAUAACUAAAA